Vidua chalybeata is the source of this 4918-nucleotide messenger RNA. RefSeq names its product fibronectin type III and SPRY domain containing 1 like (gene FSD1L). NCBI's taxonomy places the organism in Eukaryota, Metazoa, Chordata, Aves, Passeriformes, Viduidae. The record is from RefSeq and is a predicted model, not a curated record. Bases 101 to 1678 code for a protein of 525 amino acids. The transcript has 15 exons. Gene Ontology annotation, molecular function: protein binding.
CCCAGCUAUCAUGAAAUAAUGAUAAUAAUAAUCUAUCACUAAGUAAUUUUUCAUUACAGAGAAGUAUUUAACACCACAGACCUUUCACAAAACUGUCCAAAUGCGCCCAACAGCUUCUAUCGGCCUGAGCAAAACUGCAGCUACUUCAGAAGAGUUCAUGCCCCAGGAGGAUCGGGAAACUCUGCAAAGGAUUGUCAGUACUCUAGUGAACAAAAAUGAUGAAAUUCACAACUUCAUUGACAUGCUGAACCAUACCAUAUCAAAUGUUCAGGUAAACUCCUCUAAUGCCAUCAGUGAGCUAGAUGAGGAGUUUGAUGGUCUGUAUUCUGUCCUACAUGAGAUGAAGGGGAGCAUGGCCAACACUAUUCAGCAAGAAGAAGCUCGUAAAAUUCAAGCUCUGCAGGAUCAGCUGAGCCAGUGCAGCCGUGCCCUGGAGAGCUCAGAAGAGCUGCUGGAACUUGCUGUGCAGUCGCUGGACAUAAAGAACCCCGUGGAGCUCUUAGAGGCUACCAGACAGAUCAAAGAUAGUGUCACGGUGGCUUCAGCAUUCCGCCUCUCUCUGAAACCAAAAGUCAGUGACAGUAUGACUCAUAUGAUGGUGGACUUCGCCCUGGAAAAGCGGAUGCUCCAAGCUGUGAAGUUUUUGCCAGUCCCUAAAGCUCCUGAGAUAGAUGUAGCAGCGUGUCUGGUUGCUGACAACUGCAUAACAAUAUCAUGGAGAAUGCCUGAGGAGGACAGCAGAAUUGAUCAUUUUGUGCUGGAGUAUAGGAAAACCAACUUUGAUGGGCUCCCUCGACUAAAAGGGGAACAGCGUUGGGAGCUAGUUGACUACAUUAAAGCUACUCAAUACACAUUAUCAGGUCUGAAAUUUGAUACAAAAUACAUGAACCUUAGAGUACAAGCUUGCAACAAAGCAGUGGCAGGUGAAUACUCCGACCCCGUGACUCUGGAAACCAAAGCAUUUGUGUUCAGUUUGGACAGUACUUCAUCUCAUCUGAACUUGAAAGUUGAAGACAACUAUGUUGAAUGGGAUCCUACUGGAGGCAAAGGCCAAGAAAAAAUAAAAGGAAAGGAAAAUAAAAACAGUGGCCAGAAUCCUCUGCUGAAGAGCAAUAGAAGAAGCAACACAGCGUCUCCGAAGAGAUCCACUAACAGUCCAAGAGCCUUGGCGAGGGGCAGCCGGGAUCGCUUUGCUGGUGAAUCCUACACAGUGCUGGGAGACACUGCUGUUGAAAGUGGACAACAUUACUGGGAAGUGAGAGCCCAGAAGGACUGCAAAUCCUACAGCGUGGGAGUAACAUACAGAAACCCGGGGAAGUUUGACCAGCUGGGAAAGACUAAUUCCAGCUGGUGCAUCCAUAUCAACAACUGGCUGCAAACCACAUUCUCAGCAAAGCAUAACAAUAAAGCAAAGACUCUAGAUAUACCUGUCCCAGACAGAAUAGGAGUAUACUGUGACUUUGAUGGAGGUCAGCUCUCGUUUUAUAAUGCAAGCUCAAAGGCAUUGUUACACACCUUCAGAACAAAAUUUACCCAACCAUUGCUACCAGGCUUCAUGAUCUGGUGUGGUGGGCUCACAGUGACUACUGGAUUGCAGGUGCCAAGUGCUGUGAAAACUCUUCAGAAGAGUGAAAAUGGAUUGGGUGGUUCAACAAGCAACCUAAAUAAUGUUGCCUAGUAAUGUCUGUUCAACACUUCUACUGCUGAAUGUUUUUGUUUUUCUUUGUAGCUACUACUCACACAAGCCUGUGAGCAUUGGAUUUUACUGGGUUUGCUACCUUCUGCUGUUUAGGGCCUGGGUACUGAUAGUGCAAAGGUUUGGGGCUAAAGUGUUAGGAACCAGUGCUGGGAAUCCAGAAAAAAAAUGUCAGAAAGUUGAACUGUUGCCUAUUAAAAAAAAAAAAAAAAAAAAAAAAAAAAAAAAAAAAAAAAAAAGAGAAACCAAGAGCUGUAACUAUGUACUUUUGUAAUAUUGUAUUCAAACAUUUUGUUACAGACUUGAAUAUUAAUUUUAUUAUAACUACUAUUCUUCUAUGAAGAAUAUAGCAAAUACCAUUUUUUAGCUCUCCUAAUGAAAAUUACUCAGCUAUGUAUUUAAUUGUUACUAGGCUUCCUGUUGUUGUGAUUUCCGAGAUGCAUUUUGCAAACAGACUGAUUUGCUGGCCUAGCCUGGCAAAAUACACAGCAGUGUGGUUUCAGAAGGAUAUUACAAGAACACGUAGGCCUGGUAUGAAGAAACAGUAAGAGCAAGCUGUGAUUAUUUCCCCUAGUGGUAUAAAAUCUUCCUGUUUUCCAUGGGUAACUCCUUUUUAAAACCAUGUAUAUUGAUAUUGGCUCCUGUUUGUCACCAUUACAUUAAUUGCAUUCUAGUUACAUUAGAAAUUUAUGUGUAGCUGUUCCAUUGCCUUGACUCCCAUUUGCAAGCCUAGUAAAACAGUAGUCAAAUUAUUCAUAGUAAUGGGAGAGCUAAAAAAAGAAAAAAAAUCAUGUUAUAUUCUUCUUGGAAAAUCCCAGCUUGUCAGUGGGAAUUACUAGGUUAUUACAGGCUUUUUUAAUCUGCUUUCUUCCCUCCAAUCAAGCCGAGGAGCCUAUAAAUAGUUUUCAGGUACACUCAUGAAUCAGGUGUUUCCUAACUGAAGAUUGUUUUCUGGUAUCACCUGAAAACUGUUAUAAAUUCAUGGUCCAUAAUGAUUUAGCUCACUUGCUGCUGGGCCAGUGUAUUUUCCUUUUGUGUAUCCUUUAGCCCAUAAAACCAUGAACAUCUAAUCAUGUCAAGCCUCAAUAUUACCAAUGGCUCCUUUCUGUCCAUCACAAUUUCUCAGGAGAAGAAGUUCCUUGAUAACCUUCUAAUAAACUGGCUGUGAUGUUCAGUGAAAAGUUAAAAUUAACAAGGAAAUGUAAUUACCUGUUCUGGAAAGUGUUAUUUUUCAUGAGGAAUAAUGAAGUUGACAGGUUGGCAGAGCCCUAAAUGUUUAUUUUGUAUCUGGAACUCGAGCAUCUCUUAAUUAUUUGCAUUGUGAACUUGUAAUCUUUUUUUGCAGAGGAAAGUACAAACUAGUUCCCAGUUUAACUGUACCUUCAUCUGCCUGUUCUGUUGCUUGGGCUUUGGGACAAAGAUACUCAGAAGUGACAUGGUUCUUGGUCAGCAGUGUUUGAAUUUGCUUCACACAUUAUCUGCAGAUGUUACUGUUAUGCAAAUACUCUGUGUAUAACCUUUUCUCUUUCCAUUUUACUGGACACCCGACUAGGAGUUCUUGGGGAUAAAUUGCUACAAACUCAGUUUUGCAACCAGUUCUAGUCCAGGGCUGUGGUGUACAGACACCAGGACAGACUGGCACCUCCUUGUCACCACUCAUCCACUUGUCUUGAUCUUGGGUGUUCAGCUGCAGUUCCUCUUCAAAUUUCUCUUUGUGGAAAGAAAGGGCAUGUUUACAACCACCUAAUGUGUUUGUUGUGAGAACCAUGAGUAUUUUCCAGCCCUCUAUAAGAACAUUUAAAUUAUGAAGUGUUUUUUUGGUUUUUUGGUGGUUUUUUUUUUGGUGGUUUUUUUUUUGGUUUUUUUUUGGUUUUUUUUUUUUUUUUUUUUUUUUUUUUUUUUUGUUUUUGUUUUUGUUUUUGUUGUUUUUUGGCCUUUUUUUUAAUUUCUUUUUUUUUUCCCUUUUUAGCAAGGUGUAGUGUAACCUGCAAGGUGAAUUUGAUAUGCACCGAUGUAAAAAUGUAAUUUUUCUUUUAACAGUUAGUUAGAGUAAAGCUUGGGAGUGUUUCAUACUGUGACUUGUGACUUGCAAGUUUUGGUUUAACUGAUGUCCUAGGUGAACCUUAACAUAUGACUUUUUACCCUUAAAAGGAUGGAUUUGUUACGUAAUAGUUUGCACAGAUAUCAACUUUUUGCUGCUAACAUCUAGUCCAGUUGUUUUUAGUAAAUGGGGAUAUGAAGAAUUGCCUUAAGCACUUUAGAUUUUUUUUUAGACUGUUUUUUUCUGAACUAGUGUUUCUCCAGCACCCAUCAUCAUAGGAAGAUGAGCAACACCACACUGGUCCCAGUGAUGCUUUUUGUUGCAAUUGGUGCAGGGUUUGUGUCUGCAGCUGGACUGGGAUGCUUGGAGCCUGUGGAGUUACCUUUUCCUUUGUGAAUCCACUUCCAGGGAUUUGGAGAGGGUUGGCUCUCUGGCAGUGGAUCAGAUUUUUUGAAGGUCUGUAGUUCAAUCCACCAGGCUUAUUUACUCUGGAGCCAAUACUGUGUGGUGGCAAAAGAGGAAUUUUCUGCUCUAUGACCAAAAGGAGAUCCUUAAUUGCUUUUUUUUUUUUUUUUUAAGUACUGACUGCCAGUAUUCUGAAGUUAUUUUAACUCUGAAAAGCCUGACUUGUGAGGAACUGAAGGUUUUCCUUGAGGUAUUGAUACAUCAGAUGAGUGUAGCUGCCAUUGUCCUGUGGAAAACUGUGUUAACUGCAGCUAGGGAUGUCAGUGUCAGACAGGAUAAUUAAAACAAAAAAAACCUACACCAAAAAAUAACAAACCAUCCCAGGGAUAUAAAUGCUUCUGCAAAUACCAAACAGGCAGAGCAGAGGUGGCAGGUUUCCUCACCCCUCCCACGUUUCAGAUGGAAACUGGUGGAGCCACCUGGGCGUGUGUUGGGCUUGUCCGUGGUUUUAUUUUGGGGAGUGCGGGGUGUUGGAUGGACGCUGACCGUGAUUUGUGUUGAUGUCGUGCUCCAGCGUCGCUGUUUUUGGGUGUCCUGUGGCAGGGCCAGCCUGGCGGUGGGUUUCCUUCGGAGCAGUUCCCGGUGAUCCCGAGCAUCCCUGGGCCGCAUCGCGGGGUCCCUGCCCGGCACCUCCCGCCAUGGAGGGGAGUGGGAAGGGGGGGUGCCGUCCGCGUGUGACGCGAUGUUUUGUACUAAUACAGAAAUCUGCAACCCUG